Molecule: messenger RNA, 4009 nt
Organism: Sciurus carolinensis (gray squirrel)
Lineage: Eukaryota; Metazoa; Chordata; Mammalia; Rodentia; Sciuridae
Gene: Phf19
Product: PHD finger protein 19
Exons: 15
Coding region: 169-1920 (583 amino acids)
Biological process (GO): regulation of DNA-templated transcription; chromatin organization
Cellular component (GO): nucleus
Molecular function (GO): DNA binding; chromatin binding
Source: RefSeq, a predicted model, not a curated record
GCCCCCGCCCCGCCCCGCCCCCGCCGAGACCCCGACCCCGGCCCCACGGGCGGACACUCGGCCAGGCAGCCGCGGGCCGAGCGCAGUCGCCUCCGCCUCCGAUGCGCCUGGUGGCCAGACUCCAAGUGGGACCGGCGGACACGCAGCCUCGCGUGUCAGCAGAAGCUGAUGGAAAAUCGGGCUCUGGAUCCAGGGACUCGGGAUUCCUAUGGUGCCACCAGCCACCUCCCCAACAAGGGGGCCCUGGCUAAGGCCAAGAACAACUUCAAAGACCUGAUGUCCAAGCUGACAGAGGGCCAGUACGUGCUGUGCCGUUGGACAGAUGGACUGUAUUACCUCGGGAAGAUCAAGAGGGUCAGCAGUUCUAAGCAAAGCUGCCUCGUGACUUUUGAAGAUAAUUCCAAGUACUGGGUCCUGUGGAAGGACAUACAGCAUGCUGGUGUUCCAGGAGAGGAGCCCAAGUGUAACAUCUGCCUGGGGAAGACCUCGGGGCCCCUGAAUGAGAUCCUCAUCUGUGGAAAAUGUGGCCUGGGUUACCACCAGCAGUGCCACAUUCCCAUAGCAGGCAGUGCCGACAGGCCCCUGCUCACACCCUGGUUCUGUCGACGCUGCAUCUUCGCACUGGCUGUGCGGAAAGGUGGCGCGCUGAAAAAGGGCGCCAUCGCCAGGACGUUGCAGGCAGUGAAGAUGGUGCUGUCCUACCAACCCGAGGAGCUCGAGUGGGACUCACCGCACCGCACCAACCAGCAGCAAUGCUACUGCUACUGCGGUGGGCCCGGAGAAUGGUAUCUGCGGAUGCUGCAGUGUUACCGAUGCAGGCAGUGGUUCCACGAGGCCUGCACACAGUGCCUCAACGAGCCUAUGAUGUUUGGAGACCGGUUCUACCUGUUCUUCUGCUCCGUGUGUAACCAGGGCCCAGAGUACAUCGAGAGGCUGCCCCUGCGAUGGGUGGAUGUGGUUCACCUGGCCCUCUACAACCUUGGGGUGCAGAGCAAGAAGAAGUACUUUGACUUUGAGGAGAUUCUGGCCUUUGUAAACCACCACUGGGAGCUCCUGCAGCUUGGCAAGCUCACCAGCACCCCCGUGACAGAUCGAGGACCGCAUCUCCUCAAUGCUCUCAACAGUUACAAAAGCCGGUUCCUCUGUGGCAAAGAGAUCAAGAAGAAGAAGUGCAUCUUCCGCCUGCGCAUCCGCGUCCCACCCAACCCACCGGGCAAGUUGCUACCUGACAAGGGUCUGGUGCCAAACGAGAACGGCACCUCCUCUGGCUCCUCCGAGCUGCGUAAAAGAGGAAAGAGCAAGCCUGGUUUGUUGCCUCACGAAUUCCAGCAGCAGAAAAGGCGAGUUUAUAGAAGAAAAAGAUCAAAGUUUUUGCUGGAAGAUGCUAUUCCCAGUAGUGACUUCACCUCAGCCUGGAGCACCAACCACCACCUGGCUAGCAUAUUUGACUUCACGCUGGAUGAAAUUCAGAGUUUAAAAAGUGCCAGCUCAGGCCAGACCUUCUUCUCAGACGUGGACUCCACAGACGCCGCCAGCACCUCAGGCUCUGCCUCCACCAGCCUCUCCUAUGACUCCAGACGGACAGUAGGCAGCCGCAAGAGGAAGCUGGCGGCCAAAGCCUACAUGCCCCUGCGGGCAAAGCGGCGGGCAGCUGAGCUGAGUGGACGCUGCCCCUCAGACAGCAGUGCGGAGGGGACUUUGGGCCCCGAGCGGCCAGAUGAAGGCAUCGACAGCCACACAUUUGAGAGCAUCAGUGAGGACGACUCGUCUUUGUCACACCUCAAGUCAUCUAUCACCAACUACUUUGGCGCAGCAGGACGGUUGGCCUGUGGGGAGAAGUAUCAGGUGUUGGCUCGGAGGGUCACACCAGAGGGCAAGGUUCAGUACCUGGUGGAAUGGGAAGGGACCACCCCUUACUGACUACCCCUCGGGGGCUAAAGGGAGCCCUGAAAACCAAAGGAGGGACAGCAGAAGCCACAGGUUUCCCUGUUUCCUCCAGGCUGGGUGGCAGAGGGAGGCAGCACAGUGGCAAGAGCCUGGCAGAGGUCUUGCCACAGCUGAGACCUGCACCGCUGCUGGGCCAGCUCUGCUCUACUCUUGGUCCACUUCCCCCUAAGGUCCCACUGCCCUUUUUAUUGUCUUCACACUCCACACCCCUCAGACUAUUGGUUCUUCCCGAGUUUGUGUCCCUCUGGCUCUGUGACUCUUAACUCCGGAGGCCCAAAUCUUUCUCUGUCCUCUCACCCCUUUCCAUGUGCACAUCUGUCCCUCACUGGACAUUCUUUACACCUGAUCCAUGGAGGCUGCUCCUCCCUGGGACCACAUUAUGAGUCAGGAACCCCUGAGGGAGAACAGGUGAGGGGGGCCUCUCUCUCCACUUUCCUGCCACUCCUCCGGCCCCUGGAGAGUGGGUAAAAGUCCAUGUGGCAGAGAUACUUGGACCCAAUACCAGAGAGCCAAGAACCAAGUCUCUGUGGCAGAAGGCACAGCUCCUGGGCCCCCUUAUUAAAGCUGAGUGUGAAGGCUGCUGGCCUCAGCUCUGAAGGCCCAAGAAGUUUGUCUGUCCCAGACCUCGCCCCACUUAGUUGCCAUAGAACUGGGCCUCACCUUCCUGGAAUGGAGACAUCCAUGAAAACCAAGGGGAUGGGGGCAGCUGUGGAAAGGGAAGCCAUGUCAUGCUACAUUCUGGACCCACCACACGCAGCCAGACCAUACGCAUGCCCUUGCACAGAAGCUUCCAUUCACAUGUGGACUUUUAUCCAUCAGGUACACGUCUCCUCCCAGCACACCACCAAGCAUUCACACACAGCCACAUGGCCCCUCAGGGCCGCUGGCUCCUGCCCUUGGCUUCCUCUUGGCCCCUUCCAGGGGCACGGGCUGCAGAUGAAUAUGAAGGUUCAGCUCCUGCCCACUUCCUCCAGCACAUGGACUAGCUUUGACCCCAUGGGGGACAAAGCACAGAGGGCUCAUACUCUCCUCCAGAUCCCCAGCCCUGCUGCAAAAGUGAUCAUCGCUUUUGGAGUUAGGUGAGGAAUUUUCAAGGGCCUGUUUCAGUAAGUUCCCUCAAAGGACAGUGGUUGUCACUUGGGCUUGAAAUAGAAUUCUUAGAACAGACAUUCAGACUCAGCCCUGUCUGGAGGGAAACCAAAACUGGGAGGGGGCCAGGACCCCUCAUUUUUGCUGCUUCCAGAGAUAUUAGAAACUGACUCACUUGACUGGGAAAUGGGAAGAAGUGCCUUGACUGAGGAGGGUGGGCACCAGGUUGGGACCAGCCUUGCCAAUUGCUCUGGCCUCUGGUUUGGCUGGGUUUUCUAGGCCGCCAGCUGGAAGACGAAGGUGGGAAGAACUGAGCAGCAGGCCCAGGAACCAGGUUUCCCAUAACUAUGCCAAACCCCCUCCCACCCUGAGCACUUGGGGCCUUGGACAGGCUAGGUGGCCCCUGCCUUAAACCUCAGCUCCUAUAGUGCCUUCAAAGGAACCUCACCUCAGCCCCUGUGCGUAGCCUGCCCACUUCCCUCUCCUUCCCCUGCAUGGCCCAGGCAGGGACAAGCAGGCUCUGGGCCCAGCUCUCAGUCCCACAGCUGCUGCCACUAGGCACCCAACUAGGGCCGGGUGGAAGGGGAGCUGAGAAGCCAGCCCCAGCCCAGCAGGGAUGUGGGACCUGGGAUUCAAACUGGCUUCCUGCUAGCCUCAGUACAACCUCUGAGGUCUGCCUUCCAGGCUCCGAGAAAGCCAGGAUGAACAAGGCCUGUCAUCUGUCUUUCCCCACUUAGGCUGGGAAAGGCUCUGGGCCUGAAGAGGGGGAAAGUGGGAAGCGGGUACCUUGCCCACUGGGAGCCAGCACUAGGCCUAACAAGGUCACUCGACUCCCCACCCCAGCUUUCAUUCAUACCAGAUAAUAGCUGCAUUACUGCCAACUCACCUUAUAACCCUGUGCACCUUCUAAGAGAUACAUGGAUUUGAAUUGCUGCUUUUAAUAAUGUUUGUUAUAUUAAAGUUAUAAUUAAUG